AUGUCUUCCAUAGGUACGCCCAUCUCCGUGCCGACCAUAGGGUAUCCGUAUGCGACACUCGUCGGCAGUACACAACUCGCCGGGGUCCCCGAUGGGAUACUCACCGAUGUGAGGGUCACCGAUAAGCUACUGGCAAAGAGGCCGCUCGCGCAUAGAAGGGCUUCCGAUAGAAUACUGGCCGAGCUGCUCGUCGAUAGCAUUGUGGCCGAGGUGCCGCCAGCCAAUAAUAGGGGUCGCUGGAUGAGUAAAUCGUCGUCGCUGCACUAUGACACUCUGUGCGUUUUCCUAAGCGGCUUCUUAUCACUCGUGUCGAAGAUUGCUCCACCGACGCUAUAUCCUAGACAUAGUCAUUAUAACACCGACGCACAAGCUACCAUCAGGAGGUUGACUCACAAUGAGCCCAGCCCCAGCCAACAGUACGCCCUCCAGGCACGGAAACACCUCGCCACCAACCGCCGAAGAGAGCCGGGAAUCGCCAUCGAGGUCAGUUGGUGCCCAGCACACAAAGAUGUUCCUGGGAACGCGAAGGCGGACGAAUUGGCCAAACUGGCAGCUGGCCAACCGACCGCUCGCGGAGUAGAGGUCACUCGCCACAAGUACCAAUCCCAGAGAAGGAUGAAGAAGAUGCAGCGAAGCGAGGCAUUUAAGUGGGCGCUCGGGGCCGCGAAGAGACAGCUGAGCUGAGGCAACUCGAGAAGGAG
Tricharina praecox is the source of this 701-nucleotide messenger RNA. RefSeq lists its product as uncharacterized. The record is from RefSeq and is a predicted model, not a curated record. The coding region runs from base 1 to 684 and encodes 227 amino acids. The transcript has 4 exons. NCBI's taxonomy places the organism in Eukaryota, Fungi, Ascomycota, Pezizomycetes, Pezizales, Pyronemataceae. Gene Ontology annotation, molecular function: nucleic acid binding.